Symbiodinium necroappetens is the source of this 1220-nucleotide messenger RNA. Lineage: Eukaryota; Dinophyceae; Suessiales; Symbiodiniaceae. The record is from the annotation of a GenBank genome assembly.
GUCCACUGACGACACAAACGCCUCCGCGUGACAGCGGUCAACAGCACGGCGCUGAAGGCCGAUUCAUACUCAGCAACUGCAGCGGCAGCUUCACCGACACCAUCUAUCGUCUCAGCAGUUCUUGUCAGCCAGAGGGCAACCAAAGCUAUCAGAUGUCAGAUGACACCAAUGCCGGUGUCAUUGACAUGCGUGCCUGCAUUGAUGGGCAGUGGGGUACGAGACCAAUGCUCUUGCCGCUUGAUACUUGUAUCAUGUUGUCGGGUGUUAACUCAUAUCCGGGCAAGUUGAGUUGCGUCAGCGGGCAGCUUCGCGUCAUUCCUUUUGAUGACGCGGCGUGCUCCAUGGCGACGGCUAACGCGGAUGCCAUUGUGGAGAACCUGACGUUCGCAGUGCCAGGGACAUGCAAGAUGGUGAUGCUUCCGUUCGGCGAGCUAUCUGAGCAGUGCCUCUCACCGGAGGUCCCCCUCCUCUUUGGAGAGGCGUCGGUGUCGCAGUGCCGGCCGAAUCCUGCGCGCCUGGCAGCCAAGACGCAAAGGGCGACCGCACUGGACUUUCUGAUUGAGCAAUUGGGCGCGGACGUCUCCGUGCUGGAUCAGGAGGAUGCGACCGACGACACACCGAACCGAGUCCAAGAGAAGACACCUGCACAGGUGGCUGCGAAGCUGAAACACAAGGAGGUGUUCUGGGCGGUCAUCAAACAUGGAAGCAUUGUCACCGACCAAGACGUCUUGCCCAAGGAGGCGCAGUCCAUCCGCAACAGGACCAAGCGAGGGGUUCAGGUUCUAAGCUCGGGCUCCUUGGAGGCGGAAGGCGACGAGAAGAAUUGGGCACCCUCGGAGCUCCGGGAGCGCCUGCAGCAAAGUGGCCUGAAUCUGGGCCUCUACGGUCAUGAAGGCCACAAGAGCCUCGAGGACCUCGUCGCGGAGCUCCACACUUGCCAGAGUGAGCUCGUCACGGGCCCCGGCAAACGCAUCCAUCGUCGUGUCAAGUUGGUCAGGUUGCAGCUGCUGGCCAUCAUCGACAACAGCGUGCGGGCGCUGGUCGAGGUCCAGUCCGACGCGUGGCUGAGGGCGGCCCACCAAAAGCUCGGCAAACUGCCGUGCCGUCGAAUCCGCCAAGAUGAGACUGUGGAGGAGGCCAUGAAGGCACUGAUGCUGGACUUAGGCAUGCCGGAGCAUCUGCUGGAGGCGCCGCCCUUCGCCCUGAACUCCGCAUGUUGA